Phragmites australis (common reed) is the source of this 1952-nucleotide messenger RNA. RefSeq names its product auxin transporter-like protein 3. NCBI's taxonomy places the organism in Eukaryota, Viridiplantae, Streptophyta, Magnoliopsida, Poales, Poaceae. Gene Ontology annotation, cellular component: plasma membrane. The record is from RefSeq and is a predicted model, not a curated record. The coding region runs from base 21 to 1787 and encodes 588 amino acids. The transcript has 4 exons.
AAAGGGUGCUAGCUUUCUUUAUGCCCCAGCUGCUGGAGUGCUGCCUCCCCGUGCUCUCUCCAUAUAAACACACCACCCCUCCUCUGCUCUGCACACUCCAACCAAGCACUACACACUCACACACUCACUCACACACAAGCUCGCUCGGUGACAGGAGAGCUCAAGGUAUGGCGGCGGGAAGCGGAGGCAUCGCCGACGAGAAGGCGCCUGAGGCGUUCGGGCUGAGCCGGCACACCACGGAGGCGGCAGAGGAGGAAGACGGCGGCGGCGAGUCGGGCGCCAAGUCCAAGCUGUCCGGCCUGCUGUGGCACGGCGGGUCUGCCUACGACGCUUGGUUCAGCUGCGCCUCCAACCAAGUGGCUCAGGUGCUUCUGACGCUGCCCUACUCGUUCGCGCAGCUGGGGAUGCUGAGCGGCAUCCUGUUCCAGAUCUUCUACGGGGUGAUGGGCAGCUGGACGGCGUACCUGAUCAGCAUCCUGUACCUGGAGUACCGCACCCGGAAGGAGCGCGACAAGGUGGACUUCAGGAACCACGUGAUCCAGUGGUUCGAGGUCCUGGACGGCCUCCUGGGCCGGCACUGGCGCAACGCCGGGCUGGCCUUCAACUGCACGUUCCUCCUCUUCGGCUCCGUGAUCCAGCUCAUCGGCUGCGCCAGCAACAUCUACUACGUCAACGACCGGCUGGACAAGCGGACGUGGACCUACAUCUUCGGCGCCUGCUGCGCCACCACCGUCUUCAUCCCCUCCUUCCACAACUACCGCGUCUGGUCCUUCCUCGGCCUCGUCAUGACCACCUACACCGCCUGGUACAUCGCCGUCGCGUCGCUGCUCAACGGCCAGGUCGAGGGGGUCACGCACUCCGGCCCCACCAGGAUCGUGCUCUACUUCACCGGCGCCACCAACAUCCUCUACACCUUCGGGGGGCACGCCGUCACAGUGGAGAUCAUGCACGCGAUGUGGCGCCCUCAAAAGUUCAAGUCCAUCUACCUGCUGGCGACGGUGUACGUGCUGACGCUGACGCUCCCCUCCGCCUCCGCGGCGUACUGGGCGUUCGGCGACGCGCUCCUCACGCACUCCAACGCGCUGGCGCUGCUCCCGCGCACCCGCUUCCGCGACGCCGCGGUGGUGCUCAUGCUCAUCCACCAGUUCAUCACCUUCGGCUUCGCCUGCACCCCGCUCUACUUCGUCUGGGAGAAGCUCAUCGGCCUCCACGACUGCCGCAGCCUCUGCAAGCGCGCCGCCGCCAGGCUCCCCGUCGUCGUGCCCAUCUGGUUCCUCGCCAUCAUCUUCCCCUUCUUCGGGCCCAUCAACUCCGCCGUCGGCUCCCUCCUCGUCAGCUUCACCGUCUACAUCAUCCCGGCGCUGGCGCACAUGGUCACCUUCAGGUCCCCACAGUCGCGUGAGAACGCCGUGGAGCGGCCGCCGAAGUUCGCCGGAGGAUGGACUGGCGCGUACGUGAUCAACUCCUUCGUGGUGGCGUGGGUGCUGGUGGUCGGCUUCGGGUUCGGCGGCUGGGCCAGCAUCACCAACUUUGUGCAGCAGGUCAACUCCUUUGGGCUCUUCGCCAAGUGCUACCAGUGCCCGCCGCACCUCGCUGCUCCGCCGGUGCUCCUCGCGCCACCACCCAUGGCCCCAACCCCCUCGAUGCCACCGGUAAUGUCACUCAACACCACCGGUGGCGCUGGACUCUUCCCUCCAGCUUCGGCUCCAGCUCCGGCACCGUCUCCGAUGAUGCACUUCUUCCUCCGCCACCACCACCACCGGCACCACGGCCGCCACGGCCUGUGAUCGAUCGGAUGACCGGACCGUGGCGACGGAUAUCAGUGCUUGCGUUUUCUGUAGCUUUAGCUAGUUAUUAAUCAGCAGCAAUGUGCAAGUUAGGCUUCGUAAAAUGAUGUCCUUUGCUCUACUGUAAUUCCUUGUUGAGAUAAACGAGAGGCUAUCUGGUGGUGA